This is a messenger RNA of Drosophila arizonae, 999 nucleotides long. RefSeq lists its product as uncharacterized. The record is from RefSeq and is a predicted model, not a curated record. Lineage: Eukaryota; Metazoa; Arthropoda; Insecta; Diptera; Drosophilidae.
AAUUAAAUAAUGGCUUUGAGAGUUCGCUAUAAAUGGUCUGAUUUGACGGAUGAACAACUGCUGGAGCUAUUCGAAUCAGUCCCGUCGGAUGUGGAUAUAUCAAGUAUAUCAAGUGACAACGAGGAUGAAGAAGAUGAAGACCUAGCAGAGGCACUAAACACUGCAAUAGAAGAUGCCUCUACGGUAUCCUUAAAGCUCCUAAAAGGCCUCGAUCUCCAUUGCCAGUUAUUGAAGGAGCAACACAUACAACUUUACCAUCUUCUGGUGGCUUUAAUGGGCUUAGUAAGCAAGUCAUUACUUUGAAUUAUAAUACAACUCAUUAUUUUAUUUUAUUAGAUAUUAAAUCGAUUAAAAAGGAACCCAGUAAAGUUAUAUGGCGACAUCAAUCAAUGCAAUUGCACAUAAACAAUGUAGCUUUUCAAGGCGACUCUUCGUUGCCAUCAAAAUUAACUGAUCUGAAAACUCCGUAUCAACUAUUUUGUUAUUUUGUAAACACGGACAUUAUAAGUAUGAUAGUCGAGGAAACAAUGCGCGCAUCUUUCAAGGAAACAUAUUGCGAACAAGUUUAAGAUCACAACGGGAGCUGUUCAUCACUAUAUCGGUAUUUUGAUUUACAUGUCAAUAUAUCGGUACCCUAAUUUGAAAAGUUACUGGGGACAAAACGCGUUAGCACCCAUACAAACCUGUAUGACCCGCAGCAAAUUUGAAGCAAUUAAGAAAUACUUCUCAUUGUGUGAUGAAAGCAAGCGUAUCAAAAAGGGUGAGCCUGGCUAUGAUCCACUUUUUCGCACGCGCAGAGUUAUUGACAUUUUGAAUGAAAGAUUUGACUCUGUGCCUAAGCAAGCUCGAUUAUGCGUCGAUGAACAAAUGUGCAGCACAAAAAUGAAGCACCAUUUGCGGCAAUACAUGCCCAAUAAGCCACACAAGUGGUGAAUAAAAUUAUUUGUCCUGUGUGAUUCAUUUGGAUAUGCAUACAGAUUUGAAAUAUAUAGUGGCGCA